GCGCGCGGGGGUAAGCGGCCGUCACAGACACUCGCAGCCCACGGCGCAGCAGCCCGGCAGGCACACGCACACGCGCACCCCGCAGCCGGCCCCCGCGCGCCCCCCGGCUCGGGGCGGCGGCGGCGGCGGCGGGCCGGCGCGCGCGGGCCGGCGCAGGGCAGGGCCCCGGGGCGCCCUCGGGCGCCGCGCGGGCGGGGAGGGCGCGCGGGGGCCCGCGUGGUCGGCGCCCAUCCUCCGGGCCGGCCUCUCGGUCCGUGGGGCGGCGGGCGGGCGGCGGCUCCUCGGCGCGGACGCUGAGCGCGGCCUGUCUCGCAGGUCUGGAUGCUCGUGGCCGGCGUCCUGCUGGCGCUGUCGCCGGGCCGGGCCGCAGGCGCCCCGAGGGCGAGCAGGCGGCCGGCGCGGCCGCGGGCCUGCGCGGACCGGCCCGAGGAGCUCCUGGAGCAGCUGUACGGGCGGCUGGCGGCCGGCGUGCUGGGCGCCUUCCACCACACGCUGCAGCUGGGGCCGCGCGAGCAGGCGCGCAACGCGAGCUGCCCGGCAGGGGGCAGGCCCGCCGACCGCCGCUUCCGGCCGCCCACCCACCUGCGCAGCGUGUCGCCCUGGGCCUACAGAAUCUCCUACGACCCCGCCAGGUACCCCAGGUACCUGCCCGAAGCCUACUGCCUGUGCCGGGGCUGCCUGACCGGGCUCUCCGGGGAGGAGGACCUGCGCUUCCGCAGCGCGCCGGUGCUCGUGCCCACCGUGGUGCUGCGGCGGACCCCGGGCUGCGCGGGCGGCCGCGCCGUCUACGCCGAGGAGUACCUGCCGGUGCCCGUGGGCUGCACCUGCGUGCCCGCGCCCGACAAGGAGGCGGCCGGCAGCGCCGCCAGCCCGGACGAGCGCGGCGCCGGGGCCUGAGGCCGCGGCCGUCCCGCCGCCCCGGAGGCGCGAGAUCGACGACACACGAGUGAAACGGAACAGCUACCGAGCAGGUUCCUCUCCCACGGCAUUCCCCGGGUUUUUUAGGCCAAAGGUAGCCCGGAGCUGUGGAAAGCCGGUGGAGAGGGAGCCGGUACGUGGCAUCCUGCAGGCGGCACCGCGCCGGGGCCCACGGCCGGCGGGCGACCCGGGGCCCAGCCAGAGCGGUGCCGCCCCUGUUAGCACAGCCGGGAAGAGGGCAGAGCCUCCACGAGAUAGAUGGAUGAUUGAGAGAGGCUUAAAGAAGGUUUUUUAAAGUAGAAUAUAUACCUACUUUUUUAUUCGACUGUUUUCAGUAGGGGCAGAAACUUAUUAUAUUAGCAAUUUUGAGCAAUUAAAAAAUUUUACUUGACAUAUAAACAUUUUAUAAGCAUUCGGUUUUCACUUCCUCUGGUAGGAUUUUUUUAGAAGCACAAUUGGAAACCUCAGACAAACUCUUUAGCUGGCACUGUGGCUGGGUCCCUAAAUUCAGCCUGUUGCUGACUGCUGGCCGUAACAAAACCGACAGGGCUGAACUCGACCUGCCCGCCUCCGGCCGAGACCCUCACAGACCGCUACAGGAACAAGAGAGAAGCACAGGACGCUGGGGUCACCCCGGACGGGCCAAAGAUUCCUCAAAUCUCAAACUUGGUUGUAUUCAUGAGUAUAUAAAUGGCUGCAAAUUUACACAAUCGAAAAAAAUUUCACUUUUGAAAGUCAGUGGGGCCUGACUUUUGUGGAUAAGAGGGGUGAGAUAAGGCAGGAGGUGGAAUGUGAUAUCUUUGCCAAUUCCCAGGAAGAAUCCAAGUCUUAGCUUAGUUCUCAGAGCUUCAGGCACCAGCCAUAUGAGGAGAAAGGGGGCCAACUAACAAUUUCUAGAAAUCAGCAUCCCAGGCCCUUUUUCUACAUACUGCAAUGUGAGCUAAGCCUGUCCCUGAACACAAUUAUUUGUAAAAGCAAGGAGUUCUUUUUAAAUCAUUAAAACAAAGUAUAGGUGAAGGGUGGCUGGGUACAUUUCUCUCUGGACUCGGCUUUGAUGGGCUCGACUUUUAGAGGAAACAGUAUGUUAAGACUUCACUUUAUCUUAAUUUUAUGGUUGAAGUUUAAGAUUUGAUUUGGUUUUAGAAAGAUCAACUAGUCAUGUGAAGUCAGUCCCUUUGCUCUUCUGUGACACCCCAGCCAAGCCGGGAAGUCACCUCUGUCUAUCCUUGACUCCUGGGCUUCAGCUGUCACAGAACUACCGGCCCUCGCCUUGGUUUGAUCUGGACAGAGGGUCCAGAUCAAACUUGUACUUUCAACUUGUACUAAAUAUUGACAGAAGCUGUGCAUGCAAAACACAUCACUGAGCAAAAUCCAGAUUUUCUAAAUAAGAAAUUCAAAAUUGAAAUCAAUAGCUGUGAAUAGUUCUGUACAGUUUGGUAAUUUUAAUUCUCAGUUCAACCUCUGGGGAAAAAAAAAAAGUAUCUAGAAUACAUUCUUGUCCAGAAAACAGAAGGUUCACAGCUACCUUUUGUUGCCUUCAGAUCAACAGCAAGUCCAUAAAUUAAAAAGGAAAGUUGCCUUUCAAACCAGUGAUUUGGGUAAUUGUUUCAAUCAUCGCCACUGUUGUGUAACAUUUUCCAGCCAUGCCUCAGAUAUGCAUAUUGCAAACAUCAGAGGAGAGGUGAGAAGAGUGAACUCUUUGCAUGGGGAAAAUAUCACAAUUAAUUGUAUCAUUAGUUUAACCGAACUUAGUUUGUUAAAAGGUAGCAAAUUCCCAGUAGAAGAAGAAAUUAGCUUUACGAAAUUCUAGGAUCUAGACAGGGAAGUUUUAUUUGUAUUUUUUCUCUGAAGGGAACAUUCAACCAUUUAAAAAAUCCUCAUGGAGCACGAGCCCUGCUCCAGGCACGAGCUCCCUGGAGGCAGCUGUGAGCACCUCCCUCUCCCCCACAGCACUAGUGGCUGUCCCAGCACUGGGCGGCGCUGUGGCGAGGCUGAGCCACGCGUGGUUCUCGGGGCACCUGAGCCGGCGCCCCCCAACGUCCCCCACCGUCCCCAGGAGCGCCCCGAACAGCGCCCGGCGCGGGAGGCACCAGAACAUAUUGGCCCCAAUGAUUUAUAAGCUACAUUUAAAAUAAAGAUCAAGCGAUUCUUUCUUCAUGUUGUGUUUAUUGCUUUAGCAAGUGUAUGUCAUUUAAAAGUGACAAUAUU
Diceros bicornis minor is the source of this 3126-nucleotide messenger RNA. It is a transcript of the gene IL17D, whose product is annotated as interleukin 17D. The record is from RefSeq and is a predicted model, not a curated record. Lineage: Eukaryota; Metazoa; Chordata; Mammalia; Perissodactyla; Rhinocerotidae. The coding region runs from base 322 to 897 and encodes 191 amino acids. Gene Ontology annotation, biological process: inflammatory response. Gene Ontology annotation, molecular function: cytokine activity. Gene Ontology annotation, cellular component: extracellular region. The transcript is spliced from 2 exons.